This is a messenger RNA of Strongyloides ratti, 2805 nucleotides long. Its product is annotated as MMS19 nucleotide excision repair protein homolog. The transcript is spliced from 2 exons. The record is from RefSeq and is a predicted model, not a curated record. Gene Ontology annotation, biological process: iron-sulfur cluster assembly. Bases 1 to 2805 code for a protein of 934 amino acids. Lineage: Eukaryota; Metazoa; Nematoda; Chromadorea; Rhabditida; Strongyloididae. Gene Ontology annotation, cellular component: cytosolic [4Fe-4S] assembly targeting complex.
AUGACAACACAAAAUGAUGAAAAAUUUGCUAAUGAAUGGUAUGAAAAAAUUGUGGUAACAAAAUCUUGUACUUUGAGUGAUUUGAUUGAAGGUUUAUCCGAACAAAUAUUAUCAGUAGAUAUACAAGAAAGGAUAAAUGGUCUUGACAAAAUAUUACUGGUAAUAAAAAAAUUUGACAAAGAAUUUUUAACAGAAGGAGAAGUUGGAUUACUUUUAGAAUUUUUUAUAGCUAAAAUAAAUGACUUUGCUUUAGAGAAAAGCUGUGCUAUUGAAGGAACUCGUUAUGUAUUAUAUAAUAAUAAAAAUAUUCCAAAAAAUUGUGAGAAAGAAAUUUUUCAAGGAAUUUUCAAAGAUGCUAAUGUACAGUCAUGGAGAGUAUCUGAUAGAGGAUAUUUAUUUGAUAUAUUUAGUUUUCUUAUUGCAACAGAAGAACGUAUAAAUAAUUUAAAGAUUCUUGAAAGCGAUGUUGUCUUGGCUUUUGUUACAGCGUCAAAUGGUGAAAAAGAUCCAAGAUUAUUAAUGAAAGUUUUUAAAAUAUUUUUACAAAUUGUUAAAUAUUUUUCAUUGGGACAUUUUGUUGAGGAUAUGUUUGAUGUUGUUGCUUGUUAUUAUCCUGUUGAAUACACUCCACCAGAAAAUGAUACAAUUAAUAUAACUAAAGAAAUGUUAAGUACUGCUUGUGAGAAAUGUCUUUUAUCAACAAAAAGUUUUAAUUCGUAUUGUCAUGCUCUUAUUCAAGAUCGAUUAACUGAAAGUGAUGAAGACAAUCCAUUAGAAGGAAAAUUGUAUGAUUGUAUAUUUCUAAAAAAAGCUAUUAGUGCAUUUGGUAUUGUUGGUUCCGCUCCUUAUAUUAAAGAUUACUUUACUGCUUUUAGAAGUAUAAUUCUAAAUCCUACUUUGAAGCAAUGUCAACAUUCAAUACCAAAAGAAAUUAGAGAAGUUAUUCAUUUUAUAAUGAUAGAAUUGCAAAAAAAUGGUGAACGCGGAAACAAACUAAUUCAAACGAUAACUGAUGAAAUGCUUGAGAAUGCUGAACCAUUUAUCGUUCAAGCAGAGAUGGGUCUUUGUGCAAGAACUUUAGAUUUUAUUUACUCUGUUUAUGAAAUUAUAAAGAAUGAAGAAAUAAAGACAAAAGCACUUUAUUGGAUUGGUAUUUUAUUAGAAGGUAAAACAUUACAAAGUAAAGAAAAUCAUAAAGAAAUAAUCGAAGAAUCUUUACCCUUCUUAAUUAAAUUUCUGUCAUUGUCUACUGUAUUUGGAGAAGAAAUAGAUACGAUUUAUAGACAAUUAGAAAAUCUUGAGAGUCAAUUUAGUGAUAUUAUUUUUGAACAUGAAUGUGCAGUUGAAUCAUUUCUAUUAAAAAAUGACUUUGAAAAAUAUUACAAAAGAUUUCUUCAACUUGGUAUUAGUAAUAUAGUGGAAAAAAAAUUUAUUUUGAAUCAUAGCUUCUUUAAACUGUGUCACGAAAUUUCCCGAAAAUAUCCUUUAUUAUUAGUUGAUGAAUUGUCAAAGCAAGAUGAAUCUUUUUUGAAAAAUCCUCAUGUUUUGAGUAUUUUCAUUUCAGCUUUAGUUGAUGAAAACUCAUGGGAUUUAAUGGAAAAAUAUAUUUUUAUGAACAUCAAUGUAAAUGGUUUCAAUGACGAAAUAUCAGAAAUAUUGAUAAAUUUAUUAAAAAAUGGAGGUAAUGUUGUUGCAAAAUUUAUCAAUAUGCUUAUUAAAAAUUGUGAUGUACUGGGAAGACAUCAAAAUAUACAUCAUUCUAGAGUUGUUGCAGAAAUGGGGUUAUAUUUAAAGGAAGAAAAACAUAAUGAAAUUGUUAAUUUGUGUAUAAAAGUACUUGAAGAAAAAAAUAUGGAUAUAUUAGGUGGUCAAAUUUUAAAUACAGAAAAAAACUUCCAAUUUUUAUUGUAUAUUGUAUUUCCAUUGUUAGUUCAAUCUAAAAUUAUGACAAUUGAAAAUGUUAAGAUGAUUGUUUCUAUAUCAAAAAGAAAGUUUGAAGAAAGAAUAAUUUAUGGUUCUUAUAUUAGUCAUUCUACUGAUAUUAAUAGUGUCAAUAUUUUUUCCAAUAAUGACAUGGAAGAUCUUGAAACAAGAAUACAUGUUAUAAAAAUUUUAUCUAUCAAGAAUCAUCCUAAUUAUGUUAAACUUAUUCAUAAUCUUUUUGAUGAUAUCAAUAAUGAAAAAAUCAAAGAACAUGAUCAUGAAAUAUUAAUUAAUUUAUUUAAUUUUGAUGGGCUAUAUAAUGAUCCUCUUUUGUGUAACUACUCACAUUCACUUCUUUGGAGGCAAAGAUAUUUCUGUAAAUUUGUUGAAAUAUUUAUGGAACAUUAUUUAUUUUCUGUAACUUUCUCUUUAUAUUUUGCUUUACUUCAACCAAUGCUUUCAUUUGCCACAACAAUCACUAUUCCUAUGAAUGUUGAAUUACUUUAUCUAUUACCGGUUAUUGUUGAUGCUUUAAUGCAAGUUAAAGAUAUUAAAACUGAAACAGAUCAUCAUGCUGUAAUUUCUUUGUUAAAUGGAUUAAAUCAAUUAUUACCAAUGGCACCAUUAGAAGAAGUACAACAACAAACUAUAGAUAAUAUUAUAAUUAAGCUCCUGGAAUUUAUUCAAGAUACAUCUCAACCUUUGAUAACAUUACAAUCUUUAAUUGUUCUUGAAACAUUAACAAAAAUAGCACCAGUUGAAAGAAUUUCAAUAUUUUAUACAAAAGUAAUUAAUGCACUUUCAAUUGCUGCUAAAUGCCCGAAAAGAGCUAUACGUUUAGCUUCUGCCAAAAUACGUAAUCAAUGGGAAAUUUUAUUGUAA